Messenger RNA from Aricia agestis (brown argus), 2638 nucleotides. It is a transcript of the gene nvy, whose product is annotated as protein CBFA2T3. The record is from RefSeq and is a predicted model, not a curated record. Gene Ontology annotation, biological process: negative regulation of DNA-templated transcription; DNA-templated transcription. Gene Ontology annotation, molecular function: transcription corepressor activity. Gene Ontology annotation, cellular component: nucleus. The transcript is spliced from 12 exons. NCBI's taxonomy places the organism in Eukaryota, Metazoa, Arthropoda, Insecta, Lepidoptera, Lycaenidae. The coding region runs from base 188 to 1819 and encodes 543 amino acids.
ACGCACGUUUUCCCGCGCAAACCGCUGUCAAACUGACGGCCGACUGCUGUUCGUUUUUUAAAUUAAACCCUUUGUUUUUUAUCGUUGAGUGCCAUUGAUUUGUGUUUUUUUUAUUUGUGACUUAUUUUGUGCGAAGCAAGGCCCGACCCGGCAAAGCUGAUCGUCGUCAGCUGUCAAAAACGUUAAGAUGGAGGCGAAGGUGAAGGAGGAGGUGCCGGACAAGGAGUAUGCCGUGCCCACCACCACGGAGAGACGGAAAUCGAGCGGCAAGGAGCGGCGGUCGCCUGAGCAGGACGAGACUCGCGCGUCGCCCACACCUGGUCCGCCCAGCCCACAGAAUAACGGCACUACAGCGACGCUGUCAUCCACGGAGUCGCUGUCCCCACCGCCGGAGGGUCGGUCGGCGCCGGCGCUACAGCGGCUGCGGCGGUUCCUGUCCGCGCUGCUGGCCUUCGCCGCGGACGUCGGGCCCGACACCGGCGACCGCGUCAGACACCUCAUACACAACCUUGUGGCUGGCGGAGUGAACAUCGAGGAGUUCCAGGCGGGCGUGCAGGAGUGCACCAACUAUCCCCUGCGCGCCUCCGUGCCCGGCUUCCUGCGCGCGCUGCUGCCGCCCGUGCAGCGGGACCUACAUGCCCGUGCACGACGCGCUAAGCAGACGCCGCUGCAGUACGUCCGCAGCCAUGAGCACCUGGUGCUGGAGGCGGGCGGCGACGCGGCCGACAUGUUCGCGCCGCACCACGACGCCGCCGGCAAGCGCCGCGCCAGCGACCCGUUCUACGAGCCCCAAACGAACGGGUCGCACGAGGAGUUCCCGCCGCACGCCAAGCGGCCGAGCCUGUUCCACCCCUCGCCCUUCUACCCGCUGCCCAGUAACGCCAGCCUCUUCGACUACCACUACCACGGCUACCAGCCCCAGGAGCCCGCCUUCGAGAGGAGAGACGGAGGCAUCACAGUCCGCGACGUGUCAUCAAUGAACGCGCCGUUCUCGGAGCCGCGGCCGCUGGGGCUGCUAAAGACGGAUGACGAGUGGAAGAACAUCAACACCAUGCUCAACUGCAUCCUCAGCAUGGUCGAGAAGACCAAGCGGGCGCUCGCCAUACUGCAGCAGAGAGGUGUGGAGCCGACCGAGAGCACGGACAUCAAGCGGACGGCGAGCGAGAUCAUGGCGGCCGCGGUGCGACAGACCGAGGAGCGCGUCGCUGAGGUGCGGAGACGAGCCGAGGACGCCGUCAACCAGGUGAAACGCCAAGCCCUGCUAGAGUUGCAGCGGGCAGUGGGGGCCGCGGAGUCCAAAGCACUUGAGCUGGUGGCGGAGCAGCGCGGGAAGGAGAGACGCUCUCCUCCGCCAGGCAGAGAGCUGAGCCCCAACUCCGCGGGACAGCAGAAUUGCUGCUGGAACUGCGGGCGCAAGGCGCAGGAGACGUGUUCGGGCUGCGGCGCCGCGCGCUACUGCAGCGCCUUCUGCCAGCACAAGGACUGGGAGAACCACCACCAGGUGUGCAGCGGCCGCGAUCAGAAGCCUUCCUCCCUCCUCCGCACCUCCCCACCGGCGCCCACCAAGACUCUUCAUCCACCGGAGAGGCGAGCCACGACGCCCAUCAACCAGGCCGCGCCCAGCCUGACCCUGACCUCCGGUGCGGACCGGAUGACCUUGACCUCUGGCGCAGACCGGAUGACCUUGACUUCCGGCAGCCUGACGACCACGGAGCGGAUGGCCGGGCCGGACCGGAUGACCACCGGCUCCGACCGGAUAGCGCUCGCCACGCUCACCACGGCGCAGGGUCUACUCUCAGGGAUCGCCGGGAAGAAAUGACGCAGCAGCCGGGGACUCCUGGACAACAUCAAGACGCCCAGGAAGGUGCGAAGAUAGAGUACUCCAAGCGCCGUAUAACGUAUUACAUGUAGAUUCGAUUAAUUUAUUCAGAUCAGAGAAAUUACUAAGGUCUGCCAUCUGCCUACUUAUCAAUUUCUCUGAUAGUAUAAUUAAAAAUUUACCCCACGUGGCCCACUGCAGGCCACACCAUUGCGCGCCACGCCUACAUAUCAUCCGCCAUCAUGCACCAUUCUACGUCUACACAAUGGUGAUGGCUUGUAGUGGGCCAGCAUGGACCAUUGUGAAGAAGCACCUUAAAGUUUUAAUGAAAAGAUUCUGAGUUACCACCCACUACAUAAAAUAUUGAAUGUCUUGUAGCUUGUAAAUAUUUGAUUUGUUGUACUGCAGCGUUUUGUAAGUUAUAGAGAACGCACCAGAACGGACAAAAGCACCUCAAAAAGCCACCUCUAAACCUAAAGUAUUAUGGCAAUUAUGAUGGAAUAGGUAUCAGUUACCAACUAAGAUCUUCCUAAUUUUUUAUAAAGUAAAAAAUAAUAUGUGUGCGUUUUCGUGCGUUUAUCUUUAUCGCCGUGCGCUGUGACUCUUCCCUGCACCUCGAUGCGUGAUUUUGCAUCUGUUUUGUAAAGCACACGUAGUUAAUUUCUACUGUAUAAUAUUAUUUAUACUUAAUGUAAAUACUUGUCACACAUAAGAUACUAUGUUUACCUAUCGUGCAAUAUUACUAUUAAUUGAUGUAUACAUUUUCGAAUUUAAUAAUUAUUAAAUUAUGUAAAUAUUUAGAUAUUAACAACUGUUCAU